Orycteropus afer afer is the source of this 927-nucleotide messenger RNA. Its product is annotated as olfactory receptor-like protein OLF3. Gene Ontology annotation, molecular function: olfactory receptor activity; G protein-coupled receptor activity. Gene Ontology annotation, biological process: G protein-coupled receptor signaling pathway. The transcript has a single exon. Lineage: Eukaryota; Metazoa; Chordata; Mammalia; Tubulidentata; Orycteropodidae. Bases 1 to 927 code for a protein of 308 amino acids. The record is from RefSeq and is a predicted model, not a curated record. Gene Ontology annotation, cellular component: membrane.
AUGGACAGGAAGAACCGGACAUGGGUGAGUGAGUUCUUCUUGCUGGGCCUGUCCAGUGACUGGGGAACACAAGUGUCCCUCUUUUUCCUGUUCCUGGCCAUGUACCUGGUGACUGUGGUGGGGAACUCCCUCAUCAUCAUCCUCAUCAGACUGGAUGACAGGCUCCAUACCCCCAUGUACUUCUUUCUUGGUGUCCUGUCCCUUGUGGACAUCUGCUACACCAACAGCACUGUCCCUCAGAUGCUUGUCCACUUCCUGUCAUCCUGGAAGGCCAUCCCAUUCCACAGUUGCAUGCUCCAGCUGUAUGUCUCCCUAGCCAUGGGUGGCACGGAGUUCUUCCUGCUGGGAGCCAUGGCCUAUGACCGCUAUGUGGCCGUGUGUCACCCCCUACGCUACACGGUCAUCAUGAGUAGAGUGUUGUGCCUGGGGCUGGCCACCAGCUGCCUGGUGGCUGGCUUCGGGAACUCACUGAUGCAGACCGUCAUUAUCUUUGAGCUGCCCUUGUGUCACAAUGUCAUCAAUCACUUUGCCUGUGAGAUGCUGGCUGUGCUGAGGCUGACCUGUGCGGACAUCUCCUUCAACAAGGUCAUGGUGGCCAUCUCUGGCUUCCUGGUGAUCAUGCUCCCCUGCUUCCUGGUCCUGUUCUCCUAUGCUCACAUAGUGGCUGCCAUCCUGCGCAUUCGCUCAACGGAAGGACGCUGCAAAGCCUUUGGGACCUGCGCCUCCCACCUCACUGUGGUCUCCAUGUGCUUUGGAACAGCCAUCUUCACCUACAUGAGGCCUGCAGCUGGCUCCUCAGUGAAACAGGAGAAGAUGGUGGCCCUGUUCUAUGCUGUGGUGACUCCCAUGUUGAACCCCUUGAUCUACAGCUUGAGGAACAAGGAGGUCAUGAGUGCCCUACAAAGAGUGUUGGGAAAACUUAAGUAA